GUAGGAUUUCCAGCAGCGGAGAAGGGGAGAGGUAGGGACGUUGGGUGAGUUUGUAAACAUUUGACUUGCUCGUGUUCAGAUAUCAAGAUUUUACCGAAUAGCCUUUGUCGCGGAACAGGUGUAUUGACCGUCUGUCACAUUACCUUCCCCUUCCUGAAAUACUUAUUUGACGCGCCUCGAUUUGUGUCAGUGCACUAACGUUAGCCUAGCCAGCUAACAUAACGUUAGCUAGCUAACUACCCAGUGUGUUGUGUACAGAAGUAUCCCCUGGUAAGGCGUUAGCUAGCUAGCUAUUGUUUUGCAGAAAAAAGGGGAAGGUAAAUAAAACAAGCUAAUUUAGCAAAGCGACCGCCAAGAAGCCCUUUUAAUUCGCUCGGCCGUGAUUGCCAAUGUGGUUGAUGGUCUGCUGUAACGUUACUGCCUGCCUGUACCAAAACAUCUGAUCUGAUCUGAUGUGAUGAUGAUGAUGAUGAUGAUGAUGGCCUGUCAGAUUUUGGAUAGUGAGGUCCAUUCUUCGUCCUGUCUGACAUUAUCUAUCUAGCUAACUAAUUAGCUAGCUAGCUAUAUCUAGCUUGACGUGCUGUUGUGAUCAUUGGCCCAUAGUUAGUUAGCGAACAAGCAAGGGGCAAGAUGGCUAGCUAGUUCGCUACCUUGUUCGCAGAGUCUGUCAUUAGCUAGUUAACGUUAGGUAGUUUCUGUCUUAGUUGAGACCAUAUACAUUAAAACCAGGGUUGAGACACUCGCCAACGCCGAUUCUGUUGUAAACCGUUUUGCAACAGAAACCGUUUACUCCAAACGGAAAACGAGAGUUAUUCAGGUUGGUCCCUCCCCGUUUAGUUCCGUUUGCUCCAUUUGGUUCUUAAACGGUUUCCGUUGUAAUACGUAAUGAAUAGACCCCAUGAGAACUGCGCUGUUUGUUGACAAUCAGCAGAAAGGUGGCAAUUUAGCUAGGACAAUAGAAGCUAAAGGGCGUAUUUUACAAUUCAAACACACUAGCUAGUUAAGACUAUCACAUUUUGACUACCUAGCUGGGACAUAUAUUUAAUAUAACUUUUUGCACCAAGAAAAUGUACGUGUCAGCAUUAAUAUCUUUGUUUGAUAGUAACGUUAGCAUUUAUUUUAUUUUUUCAUUGUAGUGUAAACAAGGUGCUUUAAUUGGAAAUACUGAACAUGUAGGCAGUAGGAAAUCCUUAUGAAUAUCAGCCUCAGUUUUUUUAAUGCUACCUAGGUGUUAGAGGCAGAGACAAAAUAACACACUUUCAUUCUCUUCCUCUCCCAUACCUCUUUAUUGCAGGUUAUUUGUGUGAGAUGGGGGACGAUCGACCUUUUGUGUGCACCGCCCCAGGCUGUGGCCAGGUAAGGUCUAAUUUCCCCUCCUUUUCUCUUCAUCCCUCACUCUCUUUUCCUACUCUACCUCCUGUCUUUACAGAUCUCGGAUUUUAGGAGCCAUCAGAUGACUCACCUCUGUCUUGCAUUUUCUUUGUGCACAGAGAUUUACCAAUGAAGACCAUCUAUCAGUCCACAAACAUAAGCAUGAGAUGACCCUAAAAUUUGGUCCUGCCAGAACUGACUCGGUCAUCAUCGCAGGUGCUUAACUUUACUAUUCCCAGCAUUUCUCAAUUACACUGUAUGAGAAAAACAUAUUUUUGUCUAGCUGUCAAACCACCACCACCCUGUGUGGACAGAUGAUCAAUCUCUGUUGUUGAUAGAGGGGAUUUACCUGUACUGUGAAGCCUCUACACCAGUGUCUCCUCUUUCUCUCUACCACCAGACCAGACCCCCACGCCCACCCGCUUCCUGAAGAACUGUGAGGAGGUGGGUCUGUUCAAUGAGCUGGCCAGCUCCUUCGAGCAGGAGUUCCGGAAGGCCCAUGAGGACGACCAGAGGAACAAAAACCCGGUGAGGGUGAGGACGGUGGAGGGGCUAGGAUGGGUUUGGUUUUUAAACACGGGUAGUUUGACCGACUGAUAAAUAUUGUGUCUGAUUGUUGGUCCCGACACAGCUCCCGGCCCCUCAGCUUCUGGCCCCACCCCUACAGACCCCGUCUGGGGUGAAGGAGGAGGAUGAUGGGCCUCUGGAGGUUGACUCCUCCCCCCCAGGCAGUCCUGACUCCACCUCCAGCAUGUCAGACAGCAGCAAGGAGCCAAUGGGGAGAGGAAAGGUACGACCUGGGGGCGGGGCGAACAGGGUGUAUGGUUGAACAGAUUAAUUGAUGUGUGUUCUUUCCUCUUGUCAAGUUUGCAUGGUAACUUGGGUGAGAGAGAAAGAAGGGAACAGUGGUGGCCAGAGAGUAAAGUAAUCACUUAACUAUGAGGCAAGUAAAGAAGAUGUCAGCAAAAAGUAGACAAUUAGUGGGUGUCUUAGUGGGUUCAACUCAGCGGCCUAUAGUGUCCAACUCCCAUCUGAGUUUCACUGACUGGAUGUGCUUUGUGUUGACAGGAGACUCUUCCUCCUCCACGGCCAUUGUUGAGCUCCACCCCCACGCCAACCAUCGUACGCCCAGGGUCCCUCCCCAUUCACCUUGGUUACGACCCCCUGCACUCGACCCUGCCGUCACCAACUUCUGUCAUCACACAAACCCCACCCUCCAACAGACAACUGGGGUGAGUCUAAUUUACCAACAUCUGUCUUUAUUUGUAUUCUCUCUGUCUAUUUCAUUUAUACUAAUCUCCUGUUCUCAGCUCUCCGACAGGCUCCUUCCCACUGAUAAUGCAUCUCCCCAACGGACAGACUGUCCCUCUCCUCCCCAGCCCAAAUAUGACCUCCGUUAUAUCUGUGAGAAUCAAUCACAUUUAUUUAUAAUGCCCUUUUUACAUCAGCAGUGUGAGUGAAAGUAGUAGAUGUCUAAUUAACAUGAACAGUCUUGAUAAUGGCAGAUAUUGGUAGGUGUUAUUUUGAACUCUUAUUUUGUCUCUUCUUGUGUAAUGUGUAGCUGGCGAGGCCAUUUAAUAUGGUGCCCAACAUCCCUGGGAUUCCAGGCCCUCCGAUUGGUGGGACCAGCAGCAGCUCCUCCUCCCCAUCUGGGUAUAGUCUACACUCAGAGGCCAAGAUGGUGAGAGGCGCAUGCACUGGCGGACACACACACACACACACACACACACACACAAACACACACUACACACCACACACCACACACACACUACACACCACACACGAGUUAAGGACCAAAUAGCAGUGGGCCUAUCCAUACCCCUGGCAUUGUGGCAGUGGAAGGCACAGGGUUGCAAAGGGAGGCAAUGUUACUGGUAACUGUUAAUUACCUAAAUUACUUGUAGUUUUGCAACCCUAGGAAGGCAUGUUGUUGACAUCUGUAUGGCAUUUCUGUGUGUCCCCCUCCCUCUCUGUAGAGGCUGAAGGCAGCGCUGACCCAGCAGCAGCAACAGCAUGGCCCAGGGGCUCAGAACGGGGCUGGAGGGGGCCCAGGGGGGGCGGGAGGGGGUCCAGGGUCCAGCCCCGCUGUCCCCCAGAGACAUGAGCAGAGCCAGCAGCCCUCGCAGCAUUCUGACACCCCCUCACCUGCACAGCCACAGGUAAAACACAUACAUACUGAUACAAUACCUAAGGGUCAGGUGGAAUCUGCUAGAGGCAGGACGGCCUUAACCUCCUGAAAUGAUACAAAUACUGGAAAGAACACUGAACAAACCAAAAGCUGCUACAAAACAUGUUUUGUAGAUUACAUAUGCUGGCAACUCUGUAAAGGUAUUGAUAAGAGAGAACUUCUCUGCAGAUUCCGUCUGGCCCUAUAUAUUUGGUAAUGCAUUAUCUCACGUCGAUUGCAUGUAUUUGCGUACAUUUUGUGCACAAACAGUGAGUACAAAAAUGCACAGGCACACUCUCAUGCAUAUAUGAUUUACAUAUACUCACACAGCAAACCAGCAGUGGCUCCUCCUCUCCAUUUGGGUAUAGUCUACAUUCAGAGGACAUGAUGGUGAGAGGCGUAUACACGGGCACACUUUGAAAUACACAUUCAAAUGCACUUUUACACUCACACACACAAGCUCACACUUGUGCACUCUUGCAUUCUCUCUCUCUCUCUCUCUCGUGCUCUCGCUCUCUCUCUCUCAUAUACACACACUCAUGCACACACACCCAGUCCAGAGUGUAUAACACCCUCCCCAUCCUCGCCAGGUGUCCCCGGCCCAGCCCACCGGGGGUAGGAGGCGGCGGGGUGCGGAGGCCGACCCAGACGAGAGAAGGCAGCGCUUCCUGGAGAGGAACAGGGCGGCGGCGUCUCGCUGCCGACAAAAGCGCAAGGUUUGGGUUGGCUCUCUGGAGAGGAAGGCAGAGGACCUGGCUACCAUGAACGUCUCUUUGACCGUGAGUCUACCGCACUACGACCGUAACUGGACCUAGACUGUAACUCUCUAUUACAGUCAGUUACAAUAGACCAUAACUGGACUCAGCAGAGAAAGGAAAAGGCAAUGAGAAAGGCAAUAUGUCACUUUUUGGGCGACCCGACCAAAUUCACAUACAAGAAGCGGUAGAUCUGUUCUAUGUGAGUUAUUUCUAUGCUUCCCAUUCUUACAUUUCAUUUUUGCAUCUUUCGGUUUUGUACACCAACUUCAAACAGCUGAAAAUACAAUAUUUUUGGUUAUGGAAAAUAUAUUUCACAGUGGUUUAGAUGGUACAAUGAUUCUCUAGACUAUACUUGCUUGUUUUGUCACAAACUGAAAUUAGGCGAACUAUUAGAAUUUUAGCAACCAGGAAAUGGCGGAGUGAUUUCUGCAUAGUGCGUCUUUAAAACCAUGAACCCGUCUGUGAUUGUAUUAUACUGGUAUGAGCCCUAAUAUGAUUCUCGUGCCCAUGGGGUUUUGGUGUAUGAUUGUCAGUGGUUGAGAAGACAAUAAAUGUUGUGUGUACAUUGUCUUGUGUGUUCAUGCCUAUAUGUGAUGUGUUCUGUUUCUAUCAGAAUGAAGUGGGUCUGCUGAGGAAUGAGGUGACACAACUGAAACAGCUGCUACUGGCCCACAAAGACUGCCCUGUCACUGCCAUGCAGAAGGCGGCUUCCUACUUAGGUAAUUAAGACAAAACAUACUUUUGGUCAUGUAGUGUAUGUGGACACCUGCUCGUUCUCAUUCCAAAAUCAAUGGCAUUAAUAUGGAGUUGGUCCCCCCCUUUGCUGCUAUAACAGCCUCCACUCUUCUGAGAAGGCUUUCCACUAGAUGUUGGAAUAGUGCUGCGGGGACUUCCAUUCAGCCACAAGAGCAUUAGUGAGGUCAGGCACUGAUGUGGUGCGAUUAGGCCUGGCUUGCAGUCGGCGUUCCAAUUAAUCCCAAAGGUGUUCGAUGGGGUUGAGGUCAGGGCUUUGUGCAGGCCAGUGAAGUUCUUCCAUACCGAUCUCGACAAACCAUUUCUGUAUGGACCUCGCUUUGUGGACUUGGGGCAUUGUCAUGCUGAAACAGGAAAGGGCCUUCCCCAAACUGUUGCUACAAAGUUGGAAGCACAGAAUCGUCUAGAAUGUCAUUGUAUGCUGUAGCGUUAAGAUUUCCCGUCACUGGAACUAAGGGGCCUAGCCCAAACCAUGAAAAACAGCCCCAGACCAUUAUUCCUCCUCCUCCAAACUUUACUGUUGGCACUAUGCAUUGGGGCAGAUAGCAUUCUCCUGUCAUCCGCCAAACCCAGAUUAGUCCGUCGGACUGCCAGAUGGUGAAGCGUGAUUAAUCACUCCAGAGAAGUUGUUUCCACUGCUCCAGAGUCCAAUGGCAGCGAGCUUUACACCACUAGCUGACGCUUGGCAUUGCGCAUGGAGAUCUUAGGCUUGUGUGCGACUGCUCGGCCAUGGAAACCCUUUUCAUGAAGCUCCCGAUGAACAGUUCUUGUGCUGACGUUGCUUCCAGAGGCAGUUUGGAACUUGGUAGUGAGUGUUGCAAACGAGGACUGAUGGUUUUUACGCACUACGCGCUUCAGCACUCGGCGGUCCCGUUAUGUGAGUUUGUGUGGCCUACGCAUGGUGAUCUUAGGCCUGCUCGGCCAUGGAAACUGACUUGUUGGAAAGGUGGCAUUCUAUGACGGCGCCACGUUGAAAGUCACUGAGCUCUUCAGUAAGGCCUUUCUACUACCAAUGUUUGUCUAUGGAGAUUGCAUGGCGGUGUGCUUGAUUUUAUACACCUGUCAGCAACGUGUGUGGCUUAAAUAGCCGAAUCCACUAAUUUGAAGGGGUGUCCACAUACUUUUGUGUAUAUAUAGUAUACACAAAUCAACUAUCAAUCACACAAGUCUGUCAUUCACUCCAUCUGUUAGAUUUUUUAUUUAGGCUCAUUUAUCUGUCCCCCAUCAACUUUUGCAUCCAUCCACCCACCUACCGAUCAAUCUAUCCAGGAUCAAACUCCAACUCAUCCAUCUAACCUAUUGCUUGCCUGUCACCUCUCUUUAAGGGUGAAUGUUUCUCUCUCUGUCUGUAGCUGCAGGAGGAGAGGAGAGCUCCAGGGAUCCCCCCUCCGAGCCUACGGGGUCCACAGCCCCGGUCAUCCAGCACGGGCCUUUGGCCCCUGUCCCCAGCCCUGGUGCCAUCACCGUCAACGGGCUGAGUGUAUGCGCGGCUGAGGCAGUGGCCAUGUCAGUCCUGGCCGGGAUGGGGGCGGCCCACCAGGGAGGGGUCCUCAUGGCCACACAGCCUCAGCCAGCCCCCAGAUGAUGUGCAGGGAGCCAAUAAGAACUUUAGGAUGCUGGACUGGUACAAUUAUGUGAGAGAUUGAAAGAGAGAAAGGGACCUGAUUUGAAAUCUGAAAUCCCACCAGUUGUUGAUAGAAGGGGAGGUGGGGGUGAGAAGUACUAUCUCCAACCUAUGCUCUGUGACCUUGGAUACAGUGGCAGCCAGGAAAGGAUGUUGGGAGUUGACAUCCUGU
Molecule: messenger RNA, 6845 nt
Organism: Coregonus sp. 'balchen'
Lineage: Eukaryota; Metazoa; Chordata; Actinopteri; Salmoniformes; Salmonidae
Source: the annotation of a GenBank genome assembly